AUGGAAGAAGAGCCGCAGCCGCAGCAGCAGGCCGUCCUGACUGGAAUGAAUGCGAUUUCGGUGUGCGUUAUUUCCAUUUCGGCAUGCCUGCUGCAUUCGAUCACGUACGUCGCCAGUCUGUACAUAUGGAACUACCCGCACGACAGGAAUCACCCCAACAGCAUAAUAAAGCGCUUUAUAAGCGUGUUCAUUAUGUUGUUCAUCUCUCCAGUAUUUUUAUACGUGGCUUUGGAUAAAGCCAUUUUAAAAGAGAAAACAUUUUUAGAAAUAUUGGGCCUUCGCUUAGACGGUCUACUGCAAGCAUUUACGAUGCCUUUAUUUUUAACAAUGAUCCUGUUUCUUGGCCCACUUUACAUGCAAAUGUUAAACGGGCUUUUUAAAGUCUACACAGAACCCAUGCAUUGGAUCAACAAUCUAAAAGAUUUGACGUGGAUCCGUGCACACAUUGUGGCACCGCUCUCCGAAGAAUUCAGCUUUCGAUCAUGCAUGCUACCACUGCUCCUGCAGUGUUUCCGUCCGUUGGCGGCGGUUAUCGUCUGUCCGAUUUUCUUCGGUGCUGCACACUUCCACCACGUGUUGGAGAAUAUCAAAAUGGGCGUUCCGUGGAAACGCGCAGUAUUAGUUUCGUUGUUUCAAUGUAGUUAUACGACAUUGUUUGGUGCGUACUCCGCGUAUUUGUUCUAUCGGACUGGGCACCUGGCGGCGACGUUUAUCACACACGCAUUCUGCAAUCACAUGGGUGUGCCGGACAUCGGAGAAUUAAUGCAGUACCAAUCGAAGCAGAAGGCGUGCGUGACGAUCGUCUUCAUCAUCGGCUUCGUUUCCUGGUGUUAUCUCCUCAAUCCACUCACCGAACCCAAGUGGUACAAGAACGAAAUCUAUUUCAAAUGAUGACAAUGAAUGCUCUCAUCUGUCUUCGAUUAACAAGACUGGAAUGUUACAUUAAUUACCUCACAUACAACCACACACGUUGUUGAUCAUUUUUAACGCAAAUAUAAUACGAACGUGUCUUUUUAUAACUAAA
Messenger RNA from Dalotia coriaria, 1024 nucleotides. RefSeq names its product Ras converting CAAX endopeptidase Sras (gene Sras). The record is from RefSeq and is a predicted model, not a curated record. Gene Ontology annotation, cellular component: endoplasmic reticulum membrane. The coding region runs from base 1 to 891 and encodes 296 amino acids. Gene Ontology annotation, biological process: CAAX-box protein processing. Lineage: Eukaryota; Metazoa; Arthropoda; Insecta; Coleoptera; Staphylinidae. Gene Ontology annotation, molecular function: metalloendopeptidase activity. The transcript has 5 exons.